Molecule: messenger RNA, 372 nt
Organism: Staurois parvus
Lineage: Eukaryota; Metazoa; Chordata; Amphibia; Anura; Ranidae
Source: the annotation of a GenBank genome assembly
GUGUCAUGAACUGUGCCUGCUGUGUGCACCGACCACCCAUGGUCGGAACUGUCCACGGUUUGUGCACCGACCACUCGUGUCCUGAACUGUCCCCUCUCUGUGCACUGACCACCCGUGUUCCGAAUUGCCCCGCUGUGUGUGCACUGACCACCCGUGUCCUGAUGGCAUGCCCGGAGUAUAGCUACCUGUGGUGCCCCUGAGUGCUUGAGCCAUCGCUACCCGUUGAGUCCCCAGUCCCGUUGAGUCCCCAAGGCCCCUGCGCAGUGGUAGGUUGCCGCCUGUUGCCCGAGGCCCCUGCCCAGUGGUAGGUUGCCGCCUGUUGCCCAAGGCCCCUGCCCAGUGGUAGGUUGCCGCCUGUUGCCCGAGCCCUUG